Molecule: messenger RNA, 3967 nt
Organism: Carcharodon carcharias (great white shark)
Lineage: Eukaryota; Metazoa; Chordata; Chondrichthyes; Lamniformes; Lamnidae
Gene: ift122
Product: intraflagellar transport 122 homolog (Chlamydomonas)
Exons: 29
Coding region: 77-3640 (1187 amino acids)
Biological process (GO): non-motile cilium assembly; intraciliary retrograde transport; protein localization to cilium
Cellular component (GO): intraciliary transport particle A; non-motile cilium
Molecular function (GO): protein binding
Source: RefSeq, a predicted model, not a curated record
CGGCUGAAGCCCCUAGGCGGCGGGAGUCCGAUGCCCCGAUAGUCAGGCGGCCUUUCAGUGGGCUAGAACAGGGAGCAUGCGGGCUGUUCCCACCUGGAUAGACAGGGUACACGACAGGGAGAAGGUCGAGCAGUGUAUUUAUGACAUUGCAUUCAAACCGGAUGGAACUCAACUGAUAGUAGCAGCAGGAAACAGAGUUCUGGUAUACGAUACUUCUGAUGGAACUCUCAUUCAACCACUCAAGGGACACAGGGACACUGUCUACUGUGUGGCCUAUGCUAAAGAUGGUAAGCGAUUUGCAUCCGGUUCCACUGACAAGAGCAUUAUAAUCUGGACCUCUAAACUAGAAGGCAUCUUGAAAUAUACACAUAAUGAUUCCAUUCAGUGCAUUGCGUACAACCCAGUCACUCACCAACUGGCUUCCUGUUCCUCCAGUGACUUUGGUUUGUGGUCUCCAGAGCAGAAAUCUGUCUCCAAGCACAAAGUCAACAGCAAAAUCACCUGCUGCAGUUGGACAAAUGAUGGUCAGUACUUGGCCAUCAGCCUGUUCAGCGGUAUUGUCAGUAUCCGAAGUAAGAGUGGAGAAGAGAAAGUGAGAAUUGAGCGACCUGGUGCUGUGCCAAUCUGGUCAAUUUGCUGGAAUCCAUCUAAAGAUGAACACACUGACAUCCUAGCUGUGGCAGAUUGGGGGCAGCGGCUUUCCUUCUACCAACUCAGUGGCAAACAGAUUGGAAAAGACAGGGCACUGAAUUUUGACCCCUGCUGUGUCAGCUACUUCACAAAAGGAGAAUAUAUCGUGAUGGGAGGCUCCGAUAAGCAAGUCUCUUUGUACACGAAAGAUGGAGUUCGCCUUGGUAACAUUGGAGAACAGCAAUCCUGGGUGUGGACCUGCAGGGUGAAGCCAGACUCCAAUUAUGUUGUUGUAGGCUGCCAAGAUGGUACAAUUGCCUUUUACCAAAUCAUUUUUAGCACGGUGCACGGUCUGUACAAGGACCGCUAUGCUUAUAGAGACAGCAUGACUGAUGUCAUUGUCCAACAUCUCAUCACAGAGCAGAAAGUGCGGAUCAGAUGCAGGGAACUAGUGAAGAAGAUUGCUAUCUAUAAAAACCGACUAGCAAUCCAGCUACCGGAAAAAAUCCUGAUCUAUGAGCUCUUUUCAGAAGAUAACACUGACAUGCAUUACCGCGUGAAGGAGAAGAUUGCUAAGAAAUUUGAAUGCAACCUAUUAGUUGUAUGCUCCCAGCACCUUAUCUUGUGCCUGGAGAAGAGAUUGCAGUGCUUGUCAUUCAGUGGUGUGAAGGAGAGAGAAUGGCUAAUGGAGUCACUCAUUCGCUACAUUAAGAUCAUCGGAGGACCAUCAGGAAGAGAAGGCCUGUUAGUUGGUCUAAAGAAUGGGCAGAUUCUGAAAAUAUUUGUUGACAACCCAUUUGCCAUUGUGCUUCUUAAGCAAGCCACCUCUAUACGCUGUUUGGACAUGAGUACAUCACGCAACAAACUGGCUGUGGUGGAUGAACACAACACUUGCCUGGUAUAUGACAUAAGUACCAAAGAACUCCUUUUCCAGGAGCCAAACGCUAACAGUGUGGCUUGGAACACCCAGUGCGAAGAUAUGCUUUGUUUUUCUGGUGGCGGUUUUCUCAACAUCAAAGCCAGUAAUUUUCCAGUGCACCAGCAGAAGCUCCAAGGCUUUGUGGUGGGAUAUAAUGGCUCCAAAAUUUUCUGCUUGCAUGUGUACGCUAUGUCUGCAGUCGAGGUCCCACAGUCUGCACCCAUGUACCAGUACUUGGAAAAGAAGAUGUAUAAGGAAGCCUAUCAAAUUGCUUGCUUGGGAGUAACAGAGAAUGACUGGAGGGACCUGGCGAUAGAGGCCUUGGAAGGGAUGGACUUCGACACUGCUAAAAAGGCAUUUAUAAGAGUGCGAGACCUCCGCUAUCUGGAGCUUAUUAGCAACAUUGAGGAGCGUAAAAAACAUGGUGAGAGUGACAAUGAGCUGUUUCUAGCAGACGUGCAUGCCUACCAGGCCAAGUUCCACGAGGCAGCUAAGCUCUACAAGAAGACAGGAAAUAAUAGUCGAGCCUUAAAUAUGUAUACUGACCUAUGCAUGUUUGAUUAUGCCAAGGAUUUCCUUGCCUCAGGCGAUCCCAAGGACACUAAGAUGUUGAUUACUAAACAAGCAGACUGGGCCAGGAACAUCAAUGAACCAAAAGCAGCAGCAGAAAUGUAUCUCUCUGCGGGGGAACAUCUAAAAGCGAUUGAGAUCAUCGGGGACCAUGGUUGGGUUGAUAUGUUAAUUGAUGUAGCUCGAAAACUAGACAAGGCUGAGCGGGAACCCCUAUCAAGAUGUGCCUAUUUUUUAAAGAAGCUGCAGCAUCCUGGAUAUGCGGCGGAAACAUAUAUGAAAAUGGGAGACCUGGAGGCUCAGGUCCUGCUGCAUGUGGAGACCAGGCACUGGGAGGAGGCCUUUACUUUAGUGGCUCAGCACCCAGAAUUCAAGGACACUGUGUAUGUGCCAUAUGCACAGUGGCUGGCAGAAAAUGACCAGUUUGAAGAAGCUCAAAAAGCAUUUCACAAGGCUGGCCGGCAAGGUGAGGCAGUCAAGGUUCUGGAACAGCUGACUCAUAAUGCAGUUUUGGAAAGUCGGUUCAAUGACGCUGCCUAUUAUUAUUGGAUGUUGUCUAUGCAGUGCCUGGAUAUAGCUCGAGAAAAUGCAGAGAAGCAACUCGAGAUGCUUAAAAUGUUUCACCAUUUCCAGCACCUGGCAGAACUCUACCAUGCAUACCACUCAAUCCAGAGAUACACGGAUGAACCUUUUAGUUCCCACUUACCUGAAGCGCUCUUCAACAUUUCCAGAUUUUUACUUCACAAUCUUACAAAAGAAACUCCUUUGGGCAUCUCCAAGGUUAAUACUUUAUAUGCUCUUGCCAAACAAAGUAAGGCGCUGGGUGCGUACAAACUGGCUCGGCAUGCCUACGACAAACUACAGGGCCUGCGCAUUCCUACCAGGUUUCAGGAGUCCAUCGAACUAGGUAGCUUGACGAUUCGAUCCAAGCCAUUCCAUGAUAGUGAGGACUUUGUACCUAUGUGCUAUAGGUGUUCAACUAACAACCCACUACUCAACAACCAGGGAAACGUGUGCAUCAACUGUCGGCAGCCCUUUGUGUUCUCUGCUUCCUCCUAUGAGGUGCUGCCGCUUGUUCAGUUCUAUUUGGAAGAAGGGAUUACGGAUGAGGAAGCAGUGGCCCUGAUUGAUCGUGAGGUGCCCAGGACAGAACUGAAAAAGGACGGGUGGCAAGAAAAGAACAUUGGCGAUGCACAGACUCUACAGCUUGAAGACAGUAUGGCCAAGAUUGAGGCAGAUCCAUUCACUGCAAAACUGAGCUUUGAGCAAGGAGGCUCAAAUUUUGUCCCUGUGAUUGUGAAUAGGGAAGUUCUGCAAUCAAUGAGCAGGAGGGAUGUUCUGAUUAAACGCUGGCCAAAGCCGUUAAGGUGGCACUACUAUCGAUCACUGUUACCUGAUGUCUCCAUUACCAUGUGCCCUAUAUGUUUCCAGAUGUUUCACAGUGAAGACUAUGAAUUGCUCGUUCUUCAGCACAACUGCUGUCCAUACUGUCGCCGGCCAAUAGAUGAACCCAGCCUAUGAUCAACAUGGCACAACUAAAGAUUAAUCAUUAAACCAUUCCUUUAGCAUGGGAAUCUCUGCCCUAAGAAUUUUGCAGCAGUUGUUAAUUGUAUUUAAGGCAGCAACUGUUGUACCUUGGUCUGCUGCACACUGACCCUCCAGAACAGGCUGCAUAUGUGUCCGUGGGACAUUCAGGUUUUGUGUUCAGCUUUCUAAAAUCAUAGUGGCAGCCUGUAAGUGAAAAAUUCAUUCCCAUAAUCUGAAAUGUUACUGUUCUGCUAUUGAUUGAAUAUGAAAUGAAACCGAUGAGGAUUGUACCUUACAUGAUAAAUGUGGAUUUAACUGAAA